GAGUGACGGUCGACGGUCGUCUUUUAAAAACUACAUUUCGAAGAGCAGAAGAGGAAGAAAUCCGAAACUAACCUAACCUAACCUAACCUACUAGCGACUCUUCUACAAACUACAUACAUAGUAACAACAUAAUCAAAAUAAUAAUAAAACAUAAAAGUUAAAAUUUUAAAAUAAAUCUAUGGUUUUAUUGGCUAGGCCUACAAAAUGGUUUAGGCGAUUUUUUACGUGUCGGUAUAGGUAAUAAUAGCUUCAACCUUUUAAAAGUAAAAUGGCAUCCGGACAAAUAGAAACAGAUAAGUUGAAGAAGAAUUUAGAAGAACAGUUAGAAAGAUUAGUUCAACAACUUGCUGACUUAGAAGAAGUAAAAGGUGACCUUGACAAUGCUGAAUAUGAAGAAUCUAAAGCUGAUACACUAGAACAACUAGAAGAGCUAAAUGUAACUUUGAAGAAACAUUUAGCGGGAGAUAUGACAUUGGUUGACCAUUUAAGCUCAAUGCAGCUGGCUACUCAAGCUGCCAUAAGUAAAGCAUUCCAAACGCCGGCUGUUAUACGAAUGUUUGCCCGUAGAGAGCCAUUACAGCUGCGUGAGCGUCUGCAUGUGAUAGAACGUGACCUAAAACUUGGGAAAAUGUCAGCUAAAGCAGCAAACUCAGAAAAGAUGGAGAUUUUAACUGCUUUACGACAACUUGGAGAAAAACUGUCUUCUUCCGAGUUACAGUUUCUGACAGACCAAACUGAUAGCCCACAUUCCAAGGGAAAGAACUUCAGGUUUGAACAAGUCACGGAAGAUUCAGGUGUUGGAGAAAGUGCUGCCCUAGACCUAGCGUCUGAAGAUGUCCUUGCAACUCACAGGGUGUGAUAUGUAUGUGUGUGGUUUUCAUUAUGAGUGAAACUAAUGUUUUGUACCAUUGUCUUGAUUUGUAAAUUAACAUACAGUAUAUAAAUUAUUUAUCUUA
Messenger RNA from Macrosteles quadrilineatus (aster leafhopper), 956 nucleotides. RefSeq names its product protein LZIC-like. The record is from RefSeq and is a predicted model, not a curated record. Gene Ontology annotation, molecular function: beta-catenin binding. Bases 269 to 859 code for a protein of 196 amino acids. The transcript is spliced from 5 exons. NCBI's taxonomy places the organism in Eukaryota, Metazoa, Arthropoda, Insecta, Hemiptera, Cicadellidae.